Molecule: messenger RNA, 1302 nt
Organism: Brenthis ino (lesser marbled fritillary)
Lineage: Eukaryota; Metazoa; Arthropoda; Insecta; Lepidoptera; Nymphalidae
Source: the annotation of a GenBank genome assembly
AUGUCAGUGUUAAACAACUUCACAGUGUCAAUAGCGCAGGGAAUUAGACGUCUUCGUCAGAGUAAAGAAUUAUGUGAACGGGUGUCUGGUCUGUCGAGACGGCAGCAUGGUUCGACCGAGCCUCGAUUGAAAAUGCAGAAGUGCCUCAUCGUAUCCAAAGUAACACGAUAUGAAUAUGAAAAACAUAGUCACGACAACAUACCAGAUGCAGAUCUGGAAAAAAUACUACGGCAAAGGGGAUCAGAUUAUGAUUCUAUGAUCAGUAUUCAUAGAGAGCAGAAGGCGUUUGAGGAAAAUGUGGCGAAGAAUUUAAAGGAUAUGGGGUUGCAGGUGGAGAUGGCUAGUAGAUUGACAUACAACGAUGAGUUAAUAAAUUGGUGCGAUAUAGUGGUCCCGUGCGGAGGCGAUGGUACAUUUCUUUUGGCAGCUUCAAGAGUCAGAGAUGCAAAUAAGCCCGUGAUAGGAUUCAAUAGCGCACCGCACAAAUCUGUAGGCCGCCUGUGCUUACCUACAUGGUGUUCUAAUGAUGUCAAGGGUGCGUUUCAGGCAUUAAAGGAGGGCAGAUUCACAUGGAUGAGAAGGUCAAGGAUAAGGACUACAGUCACAAGUGAGCCUAAACUAUUGGAGACUAUCACACCAGUUGACCUACACACAUUACAUUAUUGCAGAUACCCACCAGUAUUGAAUCCAUUGGACAGUAUAGAAAUAAAAAACACAAAUUUCACUUCAGACGACUCCAAUAAAAAUCUGGCAACAAAAGUUCUACCAUUUUUGGCAUUAAAUGAGGUGUUUAUAGGUGAGAGUGUGACGUCACGAGUGUCUCUCCUGCGCCUGCGCGUCGACGACGGCAAAUGGACGCACACCAAGAGCUCUGGUCUCUGUGUCACUACAGGCACUGGAAGUACUUCUUGGCAUUACAGUAUAAACUGUCUAAGAACGCACUCUGUACUGGAACUGAUGAAGAUAUUGGGAGAAGAUUUCAAUGUUAAUAUGGACACCAGUUUGGAGAAGGCACGAGAAGUAGCCGAGAGGUAUAAUCAGAAACUCAUGUUUCCACCAGACAGCGAGCAGUUAGCGUAUUCAGUGCGCGAGUACAUCACGUUCGAGGAGUGGCCGGCGCCGCGUGGUAUGCGCGCGCGCGACCGCGCCUCCGCCGUGCGCGUCCGCAGCCACUGCACUGACGCCGGCUUAGUAGUGGACGGUAGUGUGUCUUUUCCUUUCAACGAUGGAACUCAAGCUUUAUUGGAGAUUCAUCCUGAAGAUUCACUCAUGACUGUACACAUGGACGACUCGUUGCCGUAU